Cannabis sativa is the source of this 3282-nucleotide messenger RNA. RefSeq lists its product as uncharacterized. The coding region runs from base 74 to 3055 and encodes 993 amino acids. Gene Ontology annotation, molecular function: RNA binding. The record is from RefSeq and is a predicted model, not a curated record. The transcript is spliced from 19 exons. NCBI's taxonomy places the organism in Eukaryota, Viridiplantae, Streptophyta, Magnoliopsida, Rosales, Cannabaceae.
UCUCUUUCGGGGGUUUUAGCUAUUUUCUCUCUCUCUCUCUCUCUCUCUCUCUCUCUCUCUCUCUCUAAGCGCCAUGGGGAAGAAGAAGAGCAGAGAUGGUGGCGAUGACAGAGCCAAGACCGACCACAGUCCAUCUACCGUCUUCGUUUCCAACUUACCUUAUUCCUUCACUAACUCUCAGUUGGAGGAAACUUUCAGCGAUGUUGGUCCGGUUCGGCGGUGUUUCAUGGUUACACAAAAGGGAUCAACUGCGCACCGGGGCUUUGGUUUUGUUCAUUUUGCUGUUACUGAAGAUGCUAACCGUGCUAUUGAGGUGAAGAAUGGCUCUUCUGUUGGAAGUCGGAAAAUUGCCGUUAAACAUGCUAUGCACCGACCUUCCCUUGAGCAGCGUCGAUCAAAGACAAGUCAAGCUCCAAAAUCGGAUGAUAAAGAAGAAGUAAAUGUCAAAGAUGUUACUGCUUCCAAAUCUGAAGAAGAUACUUCAAAAUUGGAGGAGAAAGUUGUUGCUGAUAAAACAGUUCCAGAGAAAAAAUUGGUGGUUGGAAAGUCUGAAGCAGCUACUUCGAACUUGGAGGAGAGAGUUGUUGCUAUUAAAAAAGUUCCAGUGAAAAAAUUGGUGGUUGGAAAGUCUACAACACUUCAUAAAGAUCUGGAGGAUAAAACUGGCUGUUCAGAGAAGCAAAGGGUUGCUAGGACUGUUAUAUUAGGUGGUCUUCCUAAUGCCAAGAUUGCAGCGAAUGUCCACAGCAAAGCUAGAAAGUUUGGUACGGUAUGUUCUGUAGCAUUCCCGCUUCCACAAGAAGAGCUUGAGAAGCAUGGUCUUAUGCAAGAUGGAUGCAAAGUGAAUGCUUCAGCAGUUCUUUAUACAAGUGUCAAAUCAGCUCGUGCUGCUGUUGCAAAGUUGCACCAAAAAGAGAUUAGAGGGGGUGUUCUUUGGGCACGUCAGCUGGGUGGGGAGGGUUCCAAGACUCAGAAAUGGAAACUUAUUGUUAGGAACCUUCCUUUCCAGGUGAAAGCAGAAGAGUUAAAGAAUAUGUUUUCACCAGCAGGGUUUGUCUGGGAUGUAUUUAUUCCACAAAAUUCUGACACUGGGCUUUCUAAGGGUUUUGCAUUUGUCAAAUUUACAUCUAAAAGUGAGGCAGAAAAGGCAAUUCAAAAGUUCAAUGGGCAGACGUUUCAAAAAAGACCAAUAGCAGUUGACUGGGCUGUUUCCAAGAAAGUGUAUAGCCAAGACACUAAUGCGAAUCUUGAUUCCGAAAAUGGAAAAGAAAAUGAAAGUGGUGGGGAAACAGAAAGUGAUAGUGAUGAUUCUGAUGAUGAUGUUGAGGAGUCCAGUAGAAAAUCAAAGCACCUUGAUGGUGAUAAGGCUUCUGAUGACAUCGAGAAAGAAGAAAACCCUCCGGAGAUUGAUUUUGAUGAAGAAGCAGACAUAGCAAAAAAGGUUUUACAGAACUUAAUAGCAUCCUCUUCUAAAGGAACCCUUCCUUCUGGGGAUGAUGAUCCUGAACUUCAAGAGAAAAAUGCUGAAGUUAAUGUUGGAGCAUCUGAUGCAUCCGAUGCAUCUGGUGAGGUGCUUAAUGAGUUGCCUCGGGAGUCUGUGAAACCAUCAGAUGUUUCUAAGCCUGAAAGUUCUGAUAAAAGCAAGGGAUCAGCAGUUAAACAAACAGAGGAAAAGGAGGAUUUGCACAAAACACUUUUCAUAAGCAACCUCCCAUUUGAUAUUGACAAAGAAGAAGUGAAAGAACGAUUUUCUGCUUUUGGGGCAGUGCAAUCCUUUGUCCCAGUUCUUCAUCAAGUGACCAAGCGACCAAGAGGAACUGGUUUCCUUAAGUUCAAAACAGAGGAUGCUGCUACUGCUGCUGUUUCAGCAGCUAAUGCUGCAUCUGGCUUAGGGAUCGUCCUGAAAGGUAGGCAAUUGACUGUCUUGAAGGCUUUGGAUAAAAAGUCAGCUCACGAAAAGGAAAUAAACAAGACCAAGAAUGAGGAUCUUGAUCAACGCAAUCUUUACCUGGCAAAGGAAGGUCUUAUUCUCGAGGGAACUUCAGCUGCAGUAGGCGUUCCUGCUAGUGAUAUGUUAAAACGCCAAAUGUUGGAAAAAAAGAAGACAACAAAGCUUCAAUCCCCAAAUUUCCAUGUAUCGAGGACUAGACUUGUUAUUUACAAUUUGCCUAAGACAAUGAAUGAAAAAGAGCUUAAGAAGCUUUGCAUAGAUGCUGUAAUAUCACGAGCUACAAAGCAAAACCCUGUAAUUAAACAGGUAAAGAUAAUGAAGGAUAUGAAGAAAGGAAAGGAGGUCGCAAAGCAUCACUCUCGUGGAGUUGCUUUUGUCGAGUUUUCAGAGCAUCAACAUGCACUAGUUGCCCUAAGAGUUCUCAAUAAUAACCCUGCAACUUUUGGUCCUGAUCACCGCCCAAUCGUAGAGUUUGCUGUUGAUAAUGUUCAAACAUUGAAGCUUAGAAAAAGUCAGCAACAACGAACUCAGUUCAGGCCCCGUGAUGAUUCACAAAAUGUAAAGCAAAUAAGUAAUGAUUUGAACGAACCAGAUUCACAUCCAAAUGAUAACAAGUCCAGAAAAAGAAAACCCAGAGGUGAGUAUCAAAAACCUAACGAUAAUGCAGUAAACAAAAAAGACGAGAUUGAAAAUGUAGCUUCCAAUGGAGCUACUGCUGGCAAAGAACGGGGAGCGUGGAAGAGGCAGAAAAAUAAUCCAGCAGUUGGAAAUGUGAGAAAGCCUUCAUUGAAAGAAAUUCCAGGAGGCGAAAAACCAAAAGCAGAAGUCUCGGAAGGAGGAGGGAGAAAACCCAAUGAUGCUCGAAGAUCUAAAUCCUCCGAGGAGACUAAUAUGCAGCCUAAAAAGAGGAAGCAGCAAAUUCCUACAGAAAUGGAGAGAAGAAAAAGGCCAAAGAAGAACAAAGAUCCACAAGGGAGAGACAUGGGAGAUAAGCUUGACAUGCUUAUCGAACAAUAUCGAUCCAAAUACUCAAAACCGAGCUCCAACAAAACUGACGGUGAGAGGCCUAAUUCAGGGAAACUUAGAAAAUGGUUCCAGUCUUAGUCACAUACUGUUACAUGUCUACAUUAAAUCCCACCUUUUUUUGUAAUAGAUUACAGAAAACAGGGCAAAUUAUUUGCCCAUAAAUUUUGUGCUUUUAAUUAACUUAACAAUUUUGCUUUUAAAUUGGAGAAAUGUCGUAAAAGUUAAAUGGUCUAGCAUGGCUCAACAGUGGUUGUUGGGUAUUAAGCCGUACACUAAUAUAAAUUUACACAACCAAUUUUAUUUAA